AACCAGCUCGUCGUCGCUGCCUGUGCUGUCCUCGACCAGCUCCUCAUCGCUUUCGCCGCCGACGUCGCCGUUCCCGUUACCGCCGUCGACUCUCCGUACCGCAAGACCGCCCGCAUCCGCCACCGCGCGACCCUCACGCCCCACGCCCCCAACAGCCUAGAAGGAUACGAUGGCCGAACUCCGCAGGAAGCUUGUCAUUGUCGGUGAUGGUGCUUGUGGAAAGACAUGUUUGCUUAUCGUCUUCUCCAAAGGCACCUUCCCUGAGGUGUACGUCCCGACCGUUUUCGAGAACUACGUCGCGGACGUAGAGGUCGACGGCAAGCACGUUGAGCUGGCGCUCUGGGAUACCGCCGGGCAGGAAGACUACGAUCGUCUCCGUCCCCUCUCAUACCCGGACUCUCAUGUCAUCCUCAUCUGUUUCGCGGUCGACUCGCCCGACUCUUUGGACAACGUGCAGGAGAAGUGGUACUCCGAAGUCACGCACUUCUGCAAUGGCCUCCCCAUCAUUCUCGUUGGACUGAAGAAGGAUCUUCGCCGUGACCCUCGUGUCAUCGAGGAGCUCCGGCGCACGAACCAGCGGCCGGUUACCCCUGAGGAGGGUAUGGCCGUCGCUCAGAAGAUCAACGCGAAGCACUACCUCGAGUGCUCAGCCAAGACCGGCGAGGGCGUGCGCGAGGUUUUCCAGUACGCGACGCGCGCGGCGCUGACGAGCCGACCGGGCAAGAGCAAGAAGUCUGGCUGCACCGUCCUCUAAGGUGCCGCGCAUCGGUGCCGUCGCGACGGAGAGCUGGUCAUGAGAGGCGUAGCUAACGUAUGUGUACGCGUCUUUUACGCCUUCCCUUUCCCCGCCCCCAAGGAUGCUUUUGUUUUCGGAUCACGUAUGUAUGGUACUGGCUUAAUGCGUUGUUGGCAGCGCGGUGGGAGUGCAGUGUGUGGACUGGGCGCGCGGUGGAUGGGAGGUACGGUCCCGGGCGGCUUGCAGCAUCGUCCGCGUUCGUGUCCUUGCUCUGUCUGCCGCUGUCGUACAUGGUACAUGCUAUCCACUCAUCGCGGACGACGGCCAUUCAAGCUUCUCUCUACUUUCCUUCCUCAUUUAUCCUCCUCAUCCACGAUACGUACAUCUGCCAUACCCUCGAUACAGAUAUAUUGAAUGCCCCUCAGCGAUUCUUUUGACCCCGAGAUGACCGUGUUAUGUGCUUGUGAAUGAUUUGACUUUGCUUUGCUGCUGCGUGUGGUGCGAC
Schizophyllum commune H4-8 is the source of this 1241-nucleotide messenger RNA. RefSeq lists its product as uncharacterized. Lineage: Eukaryota; Fungi; Basidiomycota; Agaricomycetes; Agaricales; Schizophyllaceae. The record is from RefSeq and is a predicted model, not a curated record. Bases 170 to 754 code for a protein of 194 amino acids. Gene Ontology annotation, biological process: small GTPase-mediated signal transduction. The transcript has 7 exons. Gene Ontology annotation, molecular function: GTP binding; GTPase activity.